Molecule: messenger RNA, 976 nt
Organism: Labrus bergylta (ballan wrasse)
Lineage: Eukaryota; Metazoa; Chordata; Actinopteri; Labriformes; Labridae
Source: RefSeq, a predicted model, not a curated record
GAAGCAACUUGUCGAUUAAAUAAGUAAGUGAAGAAGGAAGAGAAGCAGCGUUCAACUGUCUAAGACUCAAACAUGAAGGUCUGUUACACUUUGAUCAUCUUCAUCCUCACGAAAACACAGGAUGGAAACACUUGUAUGGUUGGAAGUACAGAAAUCUAUGUCCAUACAGCAACUGAAGGAGGAAACUUCACCGCUCAAUGCUUUUUCGAUGACCCUGGUGAACGGAAGACCUUCUGCAGGAAUGACUGUGGAUUUGAAGACAUUCUUGUGGCAACAAGUGGUGUCAGAGCUCAGCGUGGCAGAUACAGCAUGGAAUAUUAUGAAGAACAAUUGGGAGCCUCUAUGAUAACUUUGUAUGUGAGCAUCACAAAGCUGUUGAAGUCCGACUCUGGAAGAUACAGUUGUGUGUUUGGCAUUGGUCGUUAUCCACAUCAUAUCCAGAAGUUUGAUCUCAGAGUUGAAGACGCUCCAACCACUGCCCAACCAAAAUGGACCUCCCCAGCUUUUUCACCAACUCCACCAGCCUCCACAUUGAAGACAACACUGACAUUGACAACCCCAGCUGCAGCUCAAGGUCUGAACCAGGAGGCAAACACAAGAGUUCAGCUGUAUGUGCGGCUGGUUCUGGUCAUCAUGAUCAUCAUUUCAUCAGCAGUUGGGCUGAUAGUCUGCAGGAGGAGCGCAAGGAGACCCGGAGAACCUGAUGAGGAACUGGAUUAUGUUAACAUCACCAAUGCCAAUUUGGUGCAUGAAGGGGUCAGAGAGAAGAUUCUGGAAAUAUGAAGAAAACAUUUUAGAUGAACUUAUAGGUCAGAUUUCUGAUUAAUGCACUGCCUUUGUAAGAACAAUAUACCAGGCUGUUCUGUGAAAGCUAUAUUUAGAUUACAUCUAGGCGUUAGAGGUCACAUAUUCUCCUCCUCUUCAACCAGUGUAAAUAAGUCUCAGAGCUCCCCAAAACAUGUCUGUGAAGUGUCUU